Peronospora matthiolae is the source of this 2139-nucleotide messenger RNA. NCBI's taxonomy places the organism in Eukaryota, Oomycota, Peronosporomycetes, Peronosporales, Peronosporaceae. The record is from the annotation of a GenBank genome assembly.
AUGAACGGCAGCAACAAGACGCACUCAGUGCAUUUUGAUCCGUCCGUCCCGUCCUCGGAUCCAGACAGCGGCCGGUCGAGCGUCUUUACCGCGUCUGCCCCCUUCCCCAAUGCGCCCCCCGCCACAACGUCCGCUGCUUGUGGAGCUCCUUCCCCCGCACGCAAUAUUGUCGUGCACAAGAUCCUGCUGCAGACACUUGGCGAGCACUACGAAGACACGACGCUGGCAGCUGUGCAGAGCUUUGUGACGGGCGUGGACAAAUACUGCGCGAGCACUGAGAGCUUGGCGAGUCUGGGGAAAUCGCUCUACACGUCGUCAGCGCUGGUCUUUGCAGUGGACGACGUCAUGCGCGUGAUCUUGUGGAACGAUUGCGCUAUCAAGCUCAGUGGCUAUUCGAGAGAAGAGAUGGCAGGACGCAAUCUGUUGACGGAAGUACCGGACAUUGUGUCCCCUUCUACAGCCAAGAUACUCGCUGAUGCUCUUGCCCAUUGUGUAGCAGGAUCACGGAGAGAUAGCGUGGUGCUCGAGCUUACUGGUCGAAAACAGUCAAGGAUCACGUUGUUAGGGUCGUGCACGCCAUUGGUGGGCAAUCCUGUUGGAGCAGGAAUGCUCGUUUUCGCCCAGGAGUUGACCCAUUUACCAUUCACAUUGAUGAAAAAGGAGACUGUUGCAGAGACAUCUGUACUAUUAGACGAGAAGCAAGGAACAUCUAUCGAGACGCAAUCAGUUACUCUACCGGGUGCUACAGUGCCUUCUGAGCCGGCUGCCUUGCCGGAUGCUGCUACUGUUCCUGCCCUGUCUACAUCAGCUGGAUCAAAUGCGUCGUCGAUUCUGGGAUGGAGUGAAAUUGCACCAAACUAUUCGAUCGAGUGUGUGCUUGGUCAGGGAAGCUACGGACAAGUAGUGCGAUGCAAACACCUUCCGACGGGAGAGAUUGUGGCCAUCAAGAAGAUUCAGAAUGUGUUUUCGGACCCGAUUGAUGCCAAGCGUAUUUUGCGCGAGUUGUGCAUUGUGCGUCAACUGCGACACCCAAACAUUGUGCAGAUUCGAGAGAUUAUCGUGCCGCUUGACCUAGACCGUUUUCAGGACCUCUUUGUUGUGUUCGAGUACUUGCCGUCCGAUCUGGAAAAGUUGCUGCAUUCGCCGCAAUUUCUUACAGCUGAGCACUUGCGGUGGUUGCUGUUGGAUUUGCUGAAGGCACUGAAGUACAUGCACUCCGCGGAGAUUGUGCACCGUGACCUGAAGCCGGCCAACGUGCUGUUGAACCUCUCGCCCGUAGCCAUUAAGAUUUGUGACUUUGGCCUGGCACGCGGCCUUUCUUCGUCAACGUCUACUGCAGGGCGUAAGCGAAAGCGACUUGGUGAUGGUGCAACCCCGGACGAGAGUACGCUACAAGGCGUUGGCGUGCAUCCGCGCACGCCUGCUCGACGCAUCCAGCGUCAACUUACAGAGCACGUGGUCACACGCUGGUACCGUGCACCUGAGAUUAUUUUCCGCGACCACGAUUACUCAGCCGCUAUCGAUGUUUGGUCGAUCGGAUGCAUAUUUGCGGAGCUAUUGAGUAUGCAGAAAAGCAGUGUCCCAUCACACUACCAGCGCGAACCGCUUUUUCCUGGCGUAUCGUGCUUUCCUCUAAGUCCUGGUGCGGGUCAGGUCGCGCUGCCGCAAGAUAGUCGUGACCAGUUGAACACGAUCUUAGACGUGCUUGGGACGAUGGGGGAAGACGACAUAGCAGAAAUUGCAGAUCCUGACGUGCAGUUCUAUUUGCGCAGUCUUCCACCUCGACCGAAACGCAACUUGCAGGAGAUGUAUUCUGGCGCCGAACCAGAGGCAAUUGAGUUGCUUACGUGGAUGCUCAAAAUGAAUCCACGCAAGCGUGCAACUUUGGAUGAAGCGCUAUCGCACAAGUACCUGGCCAGUAUUCGCUCGCUUGAGGAGGAGAUUGUGGCUCCUGGCACAAUUCAGCUUGAGUUUGAUGAGAAGAAGAUGAAUGUUACGGAGAUCCGACGACGGAUGGUGAAUGAGAUUCGGUUUUACCACCCCACGGCUGGUACAAAUGCAGUGUCGAGCUCUGUUGCACGAGGAGCACAGCCGGAUGGCGAUGUAGGCAAGAUGAAGAAGAAGGCUAAACAAGGUUGA